Messenger RNA from Fusarium falciforme, 588 nucleotides. RefSeq lists its product as hypothetical. The transcript is spliced from 2 exons. Lineage: Eukaryota; Fungi; Ascomycota; Sordariomycetes; Hypocreales; Nectriaceae. Bases 7 to 588 code for a protein of 193 amino acids. The record is from RefSeq and is a predicted model, not a curated record.
ACAAUCAUGAACGAGGUUGGGAGACGUAAUUUUGGCUCUGGAAAGGGUAGAGGCCCUCUGAGCCUUCAUGAGGUCAUGGGAUAUCGCGCCAAGCUUCUGGAAUGGAUGCAGUCUCUGCCGGCUUCUCUGUCACCUGGCCAAAUUGCCCUUCCAAGGCAUUUGAAGCUCCACAUGCACGUUUAUAAUCUCAUGAUGAAUCUGUUUGAGCCCUCAGUAGGCUCUGACUAUGGAAGAAACAUACUGUCACCCUCCCCCGAGGAGAUUGUGAUUUCAUCAAGGGCGUGCAUGGAGUCCGUCGUACGUCUGUAUUACACACGGCACAGCUUUGAGCACUUGGACACCAUCAUGGUCACGUACCUCCUCUUUGUCGGUUUCAACGCGCUCAAGAUGCUCGGCAUGGCUAACCCUCAAGAUCACGACGCUGCUUUGUCAACUGCAGUGCUGUGUGCCAAAGGACUUUGUGAUCAGAGCCGCUUCUAUUACAUCGCCGAGGCCAUCUUCAUGGUGUUACGCGAUAGCAUGGAUCCAAACGCCGCUCACCUGCUGAAGGACUUUGCGCAUACCGAAGAUGAAGAGGAGAGGAAGUAG